Molecule: messenger RNA, 714 nt
Organism: Colletotrichum paranaense
Lineage: Eukaryota; Fungi; Ascomycota; Sordariomycetes; Glomerellales; Glomerellaceae
Exons: 2
Coding region: 1-714 (237 amino acids)
Source: RefSeq, a predicted model, not a curated record
AUGUCUUCCGAUCUCAAGAACGUCACGCAAACCUCGGACUUUGAGGUCGAUUCUGAUGACGCUCACUACCCUCCUCACGCACGUCUUCUCAAGACAGUCGAUACUGCAAGAGUCAGCUUGACGGCUGUGGCCCUUCUCAUGAGCAUCACCAUCCUUGGUACAUCAGCAGAUGCCCUGGCUGUCUACGAUGCCACCCAUGUACCAGCCGGCUUCAUGCUUCCGCUGUGGCCGGACGCCUUUGACUUGCGUCCAACAGUCGCGCUCGUGGUUGGGAGCUCCAUUCUCAUAAUCGUCAAUCUCGUCUCUCUCCUUUUCAGUCGAGUUCAAAGCCUGCGUGGUCAAACUCUCAUCCACAACUCAUUGGCAGUGGCCGCCCCAUCGGUUGGAUUGGUGGCAUCGAUCAUUGCCAUGUCCUUCUUCUACAGCAUCAACGCAUCGAUCACGGUCGACACUUUACAGAGCUGGAGCUGCCGCUGGUCCGAUGUUGUGAUGAUGACGAGGCCGCAUUUCGGUACCCUCUGCAAGCAAAGCAAGGCGGGCCUCUACCUGUCCAUCCUGCUGAUCCCGAUCGAGGCCAUCAUCGUGGGAAUGGGCGGCUAUCAGAUGAUGCUCGAGCGGUACAUUAGCAAGUCCAACAGAGUGGUACUGGAGCAGCGCAAGUCUGGCAGCCCGGUGCCUUCAUCAGUCCGUGACGUCGAGGGCGAUCACCACUGA